AUGAAGGAGGAGAUCGCCGCCGCUGUGUUCUUCGUGGCUCGGCUGGUGAAGAGGUAUGGAUGUCUGGAUAACCGCGGCAGGGAGAGGUUCGCCACUGCGCUGACCUCUGCCCUGUUCGAGAGCUACAAGAACCACUGGCACCCGAAGGCUCCCAGCAAGGGUCAGGCCUACAGGUGUCUGCGUAUGAACCGUGUGCGGCUCCAGGACCCGGUGCUGCAGCAGGCCUGUGAGCGCAGCGCGGUGCGGUACCAGGACCUGGGCCUCCCCCACGAGCUGACCGUGUGGGUCGACCCUGGAGAGGUGUCCUGCAGGUACGGUGAACGCAGCUCCCCGUUCUGCGUCUCCGUGGUGGACAGCUGCCGGCGCGACGGGGGAUUCUCCAGACGGGUCCACGACGCCGUGGAGCGGGCGAGCCUUGACAUCCCGUCAGGAAGCUCCGACGACGAGGAGGAGGCCGGUGGAGACUUCAGCAUGAGCAGUAUGAGCAACAGCAUGAGCAGCAACAGCAUGAGCAGCAGCAGCGGCAGUUGUGGCGGCGGCAGCAGCGUCCUGUCGGUUCUCUGCCCGGCUCCGACCCCAGCCAACAACCUUGAACCCAAAACCAUCCCAACUGUCAGCAACCCCAACAGCGUCUACCGGUUCAGCGAGUAUUCUCCCGGCGCCCCUCAGACCUGGGUGAGGGAGAAGCGGAAGGCCUUCGCCGGUGACUCCUACCCUCCUCACCCUCCUCCAACCGGAGGCCCAGGCUCCCAGUUCUCCAUCCAGAAAGGCUUCAAGUCCUAUCGAGCCACGUUCACCUUCACUGGGCCUCGGGUGGACAAGUACCACUGGGUCAGCAAGUCUCGGUCCUGA
This is a messenger RNA of Pleuronectes platessa (European plaice), 852 nucleotides long. RefSeq names its product B-cell translocation gene 4 (gene btg4). NCBI's taxonomy places the organism in Eukaryota, Metazoa, Chordata, Actinopteri, Pleuronectiformes, Pleuronectidae. The record is from RefSeq and is a predicted model, not a curated record. The transcript has 5 exons. Gene Ontology annotation, cellular component: cytoplasm; nucleus. Gene Ontology annotation, biological process: negative regulation of cell population proliferation; negative regulation of mitotic cell cycle. The coding region runs from base 1 to 852 and encodes 283 amino acids.